Spodoptera frugiperda (fall armyworm) is the source of this 999-nucleotide messenger RNA. RefSeq names its product NADH-quinone oxidoreductase subunit B 2. The record is from RefSeq and is a predicted model, not a curated record. Bases 167 to 910 code for a protein of 247 amino acids. The transcript is spliced from 5 exons. Gene Ontology annotation, biological process: electron transport coupled proton transport; mitochondrial respiratory chain complex I assembly; aerobic respiration. NCBI's taxonomy places the organism in Eukaryota, Metazoa, Arthropoda, Insecta, Lepidoptera, Noctuidae. Gene Ontology annotation, molecular function: 4 iron, 4 sulfur cluster binding; quinone binding; NADH dehydrogenase (ubiquinone) activity.
UAAUCAAAUACAUAAAACCUUUUCAAUAUCCACGAGUUUCAAAUUCCGAACGAACGUUCAGCUGUCAAUGUUUCACCUGUCAACUUGUCAAAUGCAUGAAGCUAGUCGUCCAAACGGCUAUCGAAAUAAUUUGUGAACAUAAUUUUAUUUUGUAGCCAACGGAAUUAUGUUCCGUGCUUCUGGUGGCGUUAUUAAGGAUACUCUGUUCAGAUCUGAAAAUAAAAUUGUUAAGAGUGUAGCGGUUCCAACUGCAGACUACGUAUGGAGACAUGACCUAACACGUACGUUUCGCUCCAACGUACCCAACACGAAGGCGAAAUGUGACAAACCAGCCAAGCAGAGCGAGACCAGGAAGUAUCCUCCAAUAUUCCCGCACGUGAGCAAGGCCUACAAGCUGGAUGAAGUCAGGAGAUACUCCCCCUUCCAUUUCCCCGGCCAGUCUAAGCUCGAAUGGGUUGUAGCCCGCGCGGACGACAUCCUCAACUGGGGCCGCAGGAAUUCUUUGUGGCCGAUAACUUUCGGGCUCGCGUGCUGCGCUUUGGAGAUGAUGCACUAUGCUGGACCCAGAUACGACAUGGAUCGUUUCGGCAUGGUGUUCCGGGGCACACCGCGGCAGACCGACGUGAUCAUAGUCGCCGGUACUGUCACAAACAAGAUGGCGCCGAUUCUACGCAAAACGUACGAUUUGAUGCCGGACCCUAAGUGGGUAGUGUCGAUGGGAACCUGUGCCAAUGGGGGUGGCUAUUACUAUUACACGUAUUCCACUUGCCGUGGAGCAGAUAGAGUUAUACCGGUCGAUAUAUACGUGCCAGGCUGCCCACCGACGGCCGAAGCCCUCCUGUAUGCCAUGCUUUUACUGCAGAAAAAAGUAAAGCGUAUGAGAAUCUGCCAGAUUUGGUACCGGGCUUAGAUAUUGUAUUGCCAUCUUUUGGAUUUUGUUUUAGGAAAUUUAUUUGAUUUAACGAAUUAUGAUACUGAAUAAACAGCUGUGAGUAGUAA